This is a messenger RNA of Spea bombifrons (plains spadefoot toad), 543 nucleotides long. RefSeq names its product 40S ribosomal protein S11. Gene Ontology annotation, molecular function: structural constituent of ribosome. The transcript has a single exon. The record is from RefSeq and is a predicted model, not a curated record. Bases 30 to 494 code for a protein of 154 amino acids. Lineage: Eukaryota; Metazoa; Chordata; Amphibia; Anura; Pelobatidae. Gene Ontology annotation, biological process: translation. Gene Ontology annotation, cellular component: cytosolic small ribosomal subunit; ribosome.
AGUGGCUCUUUUUUAGCCGGCAAGUAAAGAUGGCGGACAUCCAGACCGAGAGGGCUUAUCAGAAGCAGCCAACGAUCUUCCAGAACAAGAAGCGGGUUCUUCUGGGAGAGACAGGCAAAGAGAAGCUCCCCCGUUACUACAGGAACGUCGGGCUGGGAUUCAAGACCCCCAGAGAGGCAAUCGAUGGCACCUACAUCGACAAGAAGUGCCUGUUCACAGGCAACGUGUCCAUCAGGGGCCGUAUCCUGUCAGGUGUGGUCACCAAGAUGAAGAUGCAGCGCACCAUUGUCAUCCGCAGAGACUAUCUGCACUACAACCGCUUCGAGAAACGCCACAAGAACAUGUCUGUGCAUCUGUCCCCCUGCUUCAGAGAUGUCCAGAUGGGAGAUAUCGUGACCGUCGGAGAGUGCCGUCCGCUCAGUAAAACGGUCCGGUUCAAUGUCCUGAAAAUCACCAGAGCUGUAGGAACCAAGAAACAAUUCCAGAAGUUCUAAAGCGGCAGCUUCGCUUUCAAUAAAACUUUACAAACUCCAAAAAAAAAAA